This is a messenger RNA of Clupea harengus (Atlantic herring), 4491 nucleotides long. RefSeq lists its product as uncharacterized. Gene Ontology annotation, biological process: chromatin remodeling; replication fork processing. Gene Ontology annotation, cellular component: nucleus; pericentric heterochromatin. The record is from RefSeq and is a predicted model, not a curated record. Gene Ontology annotation, molecular function: chromatin DNA binding. NCBI's taxonomy places the organism in Eukaryota, Metazoa, Chordata, Actinopteri, Clupeiformes, Clupeidae.
UAUAUAUAGCUACUACCCUAGUAAUUAUGCCUAUUCCGACGUUUGCACAUGUGCAGAACGGAUCUGGCAGCCGGCUCAGAUCGGGCAGCAACACACACUCACCUAAAUUGCCUAGCUAGGAAGGCAGUGAGCUCUAGCUAGGUAGAUAACGGUGUGAUUUGCUGUACUGAGCCUCCUAAUGGAAUUAUUUGCAUUUAAACAACAUAGACCGAAUAACACCAUCUAACAAACGUGUUUGAAAGUAGCUGAAAAUGUCAACAGAUUUUCUCAGCCCAGAGCCCAGAUAUGGUAAGUUGAAUGUGCUGGUCACAAAGCUUCAGGAGUUUCUGGCUCACGUGGCUGAAGAACAAGAUGGAGACUUGCCGUCACCACAACCUGUGAAUGGGCUGGUGGCUGCCAAUUCCAUUGUGUCCCAAGCAACUGACCAAACCAUAAAGGAGGAGGCCCAGCCUUGUUGCUCUAGUGUGCUGAAGCCGCCUCAUGAGAACAGACAGCCUUCCCCUGUUCGCUCCAGGAGGAAGCCCUUGAUCGUUAUCCGACACACUGGUCAGGACGAGUCAGACUGUUCCUCAGACAGCAGAAGCAGUGUUUCCGACGACUCCAGCGACCUAAACAUUGACUUUCUCCCUAAAGGGACGGUUGUGGUGAGACCACAGCCUGUGGAAGACGGUCGGGAUGAGUUUAGAGGUCCAGAAUUCGGCACCAAAACACGAAGUAAACAGAACAGGUUGCUGAAACAAAACUAUGAUCUGCAGGUAGUAAGCUGUACGGCUUGUGGACAACAGGUCAAUCACUUCCAUAAGGAUGCUGUGUACAGACAUCCAGCCCUCAAAGUGCUUAUCUGCAAGUCUUGUUUCAGAUACUACAUGAGCGAUGACAUCAGCAAGGAUGCCGAUGGCACUGACGCCCAGUGCAGGUGGUGUGCAGAGGGAGGCAAUCUGAUUUGUUGCGACUACUGCACCAAUGCCUUCUGUAAAAAGUGUGUGUUACGCAACUUUGGACGUAAGGAGUUGUCUGACAUGCUGGACGCUGACAAGAAGUGGCACUGUUACGUGUGCUACCCCGAGCCCCUUGUUAGGUUGGUGUUGGCUUGCGACACUACCCUUCAAAAUCUCCAGAAUGGCGGAACAAGAAGGGCGCGCUUAGACCCACAGAGAGCAAAGAUUUUGGCUCUAAAGGGUCAGCAGACUCCGACUCAGACAGAGGAUUCUGAGGCGCCUCUCUCCACCGGCCUUUUGCAAAGGACUCAGCGCCUGGUUGAGAUGACCAUGGCCCUCAACCAAUCCUUUGUGCAGUUUAUGCAAGUCAGUGAGGAAGACAACAGUGAUGAAGAGGAGGAAAGAACUAUUAAACUGAAGGACUACUCUAAUGUUCCAGUAGACUUGCAGAACGCCUACAAUGCCUUGCAACAUGCUGUUGAAAUGGAGCUUCGUAGGUGUGGGCAGGAAGACCCAAGGACAUUGUACACUUCCAGCGAACAAGAGCAUCCCGCAUCUCAGAUCAAGGAAGGCCAAACUUCUAGUGUGGGAGAUGAGGAACAAGAGGACGAAAGAGGCAUUCAACCAAUGGAUGAGGAGAGCAGGUGCUCACUAUGGGUACAGCAAACGCCCCUCCUUACAUCGACUGACACUAGCGUGGAGGGAAGUGGCAUAUUUGAGUUGGAGAAGAGCUCAUCUCCUGACCUGGAAAGGACCAGCAUUCCGAAAAGCAAACUUUACGACCAGUCACCCUCUCCUUCCUACUCGUCAUCCUCCUCCUCUUCCAGACUGACCACAUCAGUACAGCCGAGGCCGAGAGGUCGCCCUCGCAAACGACAGCCCAAAUCACCAGGACCAGUUGAGCUCUCUUCUCACAGCUCAUCGAGUGACACUGGGGGAUGUGGCUCAGAGAGUGGAUGUGACAGCGACUUCAAAGACCAGCACCUCACAACCAAAGGUGUUUCCCCGCUGAAUGCCAGGACCUUUCAAGUGUUACCCAACUUUGAUUUCUGCACUGCUUGUGGACAGCAAAUGAAUCACUUUCAGUGGGAUGCUGUCUACAGACAUCCUGCUCUCAAAGUACUUAUCUGCAAGCCUUGUUACAGAUACUACAUGAGCGAUGACAUCAGCAAGGAUGUGGAUGGGGCUGAUGAGCAGUGCAGGUGGUGUGCUGAAGGGGGAGACCUUAUUUGCUGCGACUACUGCACAAACGCCUUCUGUAAAAAGUGUGUGUUGCGCAACUUCGGACGUAAAGCACUGUCGGCCAUCUUGGACGAGGGCAGAAAAUGGCAUUGCUACAUCUGCAACCCAGAAGCAUUGGUGGGCCUGGUCCUAGCUUGUGAUGCCACCUUUGAGAACCUUCAUAACUUUGGCAUAAAAAGGGCUCGCUUAGACCCUGAAAGAACUGACAUUUUUGUCCCAAAGGGUCAAUUUAGCCAUACUCAGGAUUUCUUUCUCUCUGUUCACCUCUCUGCGAGGAAUCAGCGUCUGGUUGAGAUGACCACGGCACUUAAUGAGUCCUAUAUGCAAUUUAUGCAGAGCUUCCAAGAGGUCAGCUUUGAUGAAGAGGAGGACGGAACAAUGAAACUCAAAGCAUACUUUAAUAUUCUCGUAGACCUUAAGAAGGCCCACGAUGCCUUAAAGGAAACUGUUGAAGCAGAGAUCCAGAGAUGCAUGCUUAAAGGCCCAUAGACCACAGACUGAGGAAUGAAAUUGAAUCAUUUCAGUUGAUGUGAAACCAAUGGAAUGGAUGUGUGUCUGUGAUAAGUGUGGAGAGCUAGAACUGAGAGCUGCUGUCUUCUGAGGCAACCUUUUGUAUUUCAUGCCAUUGACCCUGGAAAAAGAUUGCCCACCACUUGUAGUCUGUAGAAAUAUUAUGGGAUACUAGUCCCAUUAUAACUCAGUGGGCUCUAGUUUGAGAAUGAGAACAGCUGGUGAAAAUGGCCGAAAUGACCAAAGUCAGCUAUGGGGCGGCAGACACUGGAAAGAGUGGCCAAAGCUAAAUCCUAAAUCAGUAGACGAUGGGUGGAAGCUAGAUGAUCGGUGGUAACUGGCCUCUGAUUGGUUAAGGUCAGGUGACUGGUUUUAACCAAUCAGAGACCAGAAUUACUUCCGGUUACCACCGAUUGUCGGUCUACAAGUCAGUUGAUUAUUAAGACCUAUAACUUCACAGAACUAAACAAAAAAUUAAAGAUUGUUUAAAAGUCAGGCAAACGACACCGUUACUCAACGAAAAAAAAUAAAGGUCCUGGCAUUAGCCAAGCAAACGUAUAGUGUUUUACGUUCCAGUCAGGUUACUGGUCUUAACCAAUCAGAGACCAGAAUUACUUCCUGUUAGCACCGAUCGUCUGGCUUCCACCCAUCGUCCCGACAUCGUUACCGACAACAGCACUAUCUGCUGAGUAAGUGGGAGUGGCUGACUGAGGAUUCCAAAACAUCCCAUGGUCACAGCAUGCCAGUGGGGGCCAGGGUGUCCCACAUGCUAAUGGAGAAAACUGUAUUUUGAGAGAGAAUUUCAUUAUGUUACAUGUCUUAAAAGCACUGCAUGGCAAUGCAUUGUGACUAGUUUUGUUCAGAUUUUCACUUUGUCUGCAUUUGCGUGUGUGUGUGUGCGUGUGUGUGUGCGUGUGUGUGUGUGUGUGUUACCUCACUUUACGAAAGAAGUCCCUCAGUUGAAACUUACAGUGCUGCAUUUCAUACUUGGUAAAAUCAAGCCCCCUGGGCAGCUUCGUGCCCUUUAUGCCAUGUUGCCGCUGCCAAACUAGAGCCCAAAGUGUUUGAGGUCCAAGUAUCAUUGGAGUAACAACUCUAGGUUGAUGCUUACACUGAGUGUAUGAUUUCAGGGUUUGGAGUACAUUGAAUCUCAGUUGUUUAUUAAGCCUCUUAUAAUGCCUGUGGUCACAUUUCCCCCCCAAUUCACUUUUGUUGUCUCACAAUUUGUUAAAUUAAAUCUAACUUAUUUUUUUGAAUCUCUUUUAAUUUUCAUAUUUAAUGCAAACAACUGAAACGCAAAAUUCAUGUAAUCAUGACUUUUCAGGUCUCCACUACAGAUUUAGCUGAUAUCAGUGAUCCUGGGGGCCAUGGCCAUACCUCUUUUGAAUGUUCUAUCCUCAGAAACCUUCCUUUUCUGUUGUUGCCUUUGCUGUAGAACCAUCGUUGUGGACGUUUUCCAUGAAAGUUGAUCCUUACAUCUCAAAAGGUAUAGAGAUUGCUCAUGAGUUUGAUCAUGAGAUUGCCAUGAUUCACCACAGAGCUCCUUUAGUUGAAACUAUAGUGUGUGAAAAUGUUAAUUAAAAAGGGAUGCACACAGCCCUCUAUACCUACGGGUUCCCUCUGCUUUAAACAAAGAGGACAAAAUGCACACUUAACAGUUGUGUCACUCUCGAUUGGAGAUUUUGAUAGUGUGAUCAUCAUUUCCACAAACUUUAGGUAUGGUGACAUUUUUGAUUCCCAGAUUUACCAAACAUGCAAACAAGUAUCAAUUCAAUAAACAACUUAUUUGGUAUUGUGUAAA